Molecule: messenger RNA, 5247 nt
Organism: Zootermopsis nevadensis
Lineage: Eukaryota; Metazoa; Arthropoda; Insecta; Blattodea; Termopsidae
Source: RefSeq, a predicted model, not a curated record
GACAUGACAGCACAAGGGGGAUGUGUUUCCAGAGAGUGGGCAGCGGUAGGGAAGGAGACACUCGAAUAGGAAAUAAGGGGGUGGAGUAGAGUCGCCAGACUCAGGACAGAGACCACUGGAGAGCUGCAGCGAACAGGCAAUGGAUAAGCAAAAGAAGACUUCUACAAAAAUUCAAGAAUCAACAUCAUAUAUACAAGAUAAUGUUGUAAACCUGCAAGUUGUGACAUCACCGGCCAAAAAAUGCUCUGAUAAAGUAAUUGUGGAACCCAGUACGAUCACAAGCCAAAAUACUGGGGAUGAAACAUCAAUCAACUCUCAGUGUGCGAGUGAAGUGACACUGUCAAAUUUAACGACAAUAACAAGGUCACAGACACAGAAUAAUCCUCUGCAUAUGGAUUCAACAGAAAUGCAUGAUUUGUUACAGAGGAAUGAAAAAUACAAACCAUCGUCUGUUACAGAUCAGUGCCCUAUUCAGCAUGAUUCAGAUGAACAACAUAUGAAUGGAGACAAAAUCUCUGCCAGUACAGGAGCAAAUAUAAUAUUGCCUCGAGAAAAAUCUUUGUCGUCAGUUACAACCGAGACGGAAAUCACCGGCACGUUAAAUACAUCUGCAGAAUCUGAGCCAAAUGUAAAAGCAUCACCCCACUGUAUAGAUCAGGAAAAAGAAAUAGUGGCUUUUACGGAAUAUCCAACACAAACAAAUCUGGAUUCAAGCACUACACUUAAUAAUGGUGAUAACAACGGUGAUCCACCUACAGCGACAGAGAAACAGUCCAGUUCACAAGUUACUGGCUUAACAAAUGCUGAUAAAAAUCGUGACACUAUUUCUCCCAUAAAUUACACUGUUGAAGUACAGAUCAGUUCAGAUGUACAUCACAGCGUGGGAAUAAAUAUUGACUUGACUGCAAGCACAGAAAAGGAUGACAACAGUUCCAACACAGUACAGUCAUCACCUACUUUUCAGGGGAUUUCAAAAGAGUCAAAUGGUUCUGUUAGUGAAGUAGCUACAGGUGGAGAACUAGGUAAGGACGUUGAAGUGCUUUCAGCAAUGAAGGCAACGCAAGGCAAUGAAAACACAGGUGACUCCAAUGUCAGCACUGAUACAUUGCAAGCAACGUGUAUCUGUUCAGAAUGCCCAACGCAUAAUUCAAGUAGCCGCUUUCACGCAGUUGGUUCUGCAGAGUCAAGUAAAGAAUCUCCAGUUCAGAGUAGCACAAAUAGAGCAGAGGUUGAUGUCAGCACUAAUACAGCACAAAAACCAAGUGUUAAUAGUAAAAGAGCUAAAGUUGCAGAAUCAGGUAAAGAUCCAGUACUUACAUCAGUUACCAAUGCUGAGGCAGAUAAAGUCCCUGUUACAACAAAUAUGACAGAAAAGGAAGCGUUGUUUGUUUUGAAAGAGAAAAAUACCGCUGUAAAGGUGCAGGUCUGUGUUCAGGCUAAGAAAGGCAAGAAAGCCAAACAACACACUUUACUAGAUGCACCAGUUUCAAAAAUAAGUCCAUCUGCUUCAUCCAAACCACUGAACAGCAUGCGGGGACCAUUUAAAGGUCCAGAUGCAUCAAUGAAACAAACAGAAACCCAGAAGGAACGUCCUGCCAGCAUUAAAUUGCAUAGUACACAAGAUAUACCAGAAGUUAAUAAAAUAAUCGGAAGAAAGCAUGAUUCAACUCACAAAACACAAGAUAUGUAUGAAACUGACAAUACUUCAUUAAACAUUUCAAAAGAGACUCCAACUGGAAUAUCCAAGCUGGCUGCAUCUUCCAAAGAGAUGAGUGCUGAGAAGAAUGGUGAUCAAAAUUCUGAUAUGAAACUGGAAACUGAGAAAGAUGAUGUCCUUAGAAACAACUUAACAAAAGUCACUAAAAAGUCGAGGAGUAAAACGAAGUCAAAAUCCAGUGAUAAAACACUGAAUUCAAAUGAGGAGCCACAGGAGAAUAAAGGAGAAUAUACAAGUAUCGUUCAUGAAAGUAACUGCUUGUCCAAAAAUAAAGAAGAAUGUAAGGCAAUUACACAUGAAAAUAAAACAGUGGAUGCACAGAAAUCACAAAAGAAUUCAAAUAGUGUAAAUAAUGAUGCAGAUGAGGAAUUAAGAAAUAUAAAUGCAGAAGAGAAAAAUAACACUACAAUACUUGAUUCUGAAGAAAGUUACAAUAAAGUAUGUAAAGGGAAAAGAAGACAAGUAAAAAAUAAACAAAUCCAAAUUGACAUGAACCCACAAUCAAGUGAAAAACUGAAGCAAAUGUGUUCUACAGAAUAUAUCACACAGGAUUUGACAAACAAUGAACAUGUAGGUCCUCAGAAUGAAAAUAUACAAAAUAGCAAUACUGACUUACCGGCAAAUGAAAAUAAUAAAGCAGGAAUAAAUGACCAAAAACAGCAGAAAAUGAAGAAACACAGGGGUAACAGAAGAAAUAAGACAGCACAACAACAAAAUGAGAGAGACUUAAAGGGACAGGAGUAUGAAGACUCUGAAUUUUGUGGCCACAAAGAGGAAAAACUAGAAUCUAAGACGGAUUCUAGAAUACUGCACGAGGAUAAAACUGAAAACUCCAAAUCUGAAGACAUUCUUCUAAGGCCAAAUGUAAAUACAUCAAACAAUUCAACACAUGAUAAUAAAAAUGUGUCCACCGCAUUAAGCAAACAGCACCUGAUACAUUUGGCCAGAAGAGAAACAUCUGAAAUGACUUUCAUCCCUGAUGUCAAAGACUCCCUGCUAGCACCAGAAUCUACCAACUUCAUUACAACUGCAGAUGAGGAAGAAGAAAUGGAAUACAAAUUAGUUCAGAGAGAAGUGUUUUUACCUUAUGUGUGUCAUGUGUGCAAAAUAUUAGGACAGAGCUACGGUUUGAAGAGAUGCAGAAACUGUAAAAUGAUAUCUUACUGUUCGAAAGAGCACCAGAGACUGCACUGGCCUCAGCACAGAGAUUUGUGCAAGGUUAUUUCAGACAUAUGUAAACAUGAGAGAAUGACAAAUUUAUUUCAAAAGGCUGUGGGAAUUUUGCCAGAUGAAUACCGUUACUACAGAAUUUAUUAUGUUAAUAAAUGUGCACAGGAACUAGGACGGAAUUUAGAUUCUUGGGAGAAAGAGAUGAUAUAUUUUCCUCAAGUAUGCCACACUUGCUAUGAGUUUGAUAUUCAAAAGCUAACUUCUUGUCAUAAGUGCCAUCAUGUAAGUUACUGUAAACCUAGUCACUUAAAGAGUGAUCAUGACAUCUGGUGCAAAGAGUUUCAAGUUUAUCGUGAUUUUAUUUUAUGCCAGUUUCAUCAUGGAAUGAUACAACCAUCAAUACCAAAAAGGGUGUUGCAGCAUUAUGCUCCUCUGACUGGUGACAUAAGAACAUUCAUGUUAAGCACAGCCGGUGUUUCAAACAAAUCAUUAUUAAUGAAUAAGUUGGACUUGGUUGCCCUCACUGAUACAGGAACAUGCCCCCUGACUGUCCUAUUUUCUCUCCAAAAUGCCAAUUUCUCUCUUGAAGAAAUUAAGUUUCUUACCAUCCAUUUAGUAGGCGCAGAAAUGCAUUUUGAAAUUGAUAAUCUAAGAAAGUGGGAAUUACUACUGCUCCAUUUAAUACCUAGUCUCAGAAUUCUAAAAAUAGUUUUUGUCGGACCAGAACUAAAUUCAGACAAUGCAUUCUUUCAGAUAGUAGAUAAAAGUAAGAUGUGCAGAAAAUGUCACAUAGCUGGUAGAAAGGUGGUUUAUGAUUUCUGGAAAGGACUGUACCAUGAUUUUUUAAAGUCUAAAAAUUAUAAGAAACCUGAUCUUAUUUCUGCUUUCAAUGCUGGACUUCACAGAUUAUCAGAUUUUGAGGGGAAAGAUACUUGGUCUCCAACCAUCGAGGCAAUGUUGAAAGAACCAGACAUUCCCGUAAUUGUUACUGAAUAUACAGAGAAAGAGAUGCCACUUGAUCUUCAACGAAUACAAAGUAUAGUUGAUUCACUUGAGAUAAUUAUGUCACCUGCAAAAAAUCCCUUUGCAAGUUCAAAACCAAGCCUGAACUUCUUGAGUGAAGAAACUAUACCCGUCAUUUUCAAAAACUAUUAUAUUACCAUUCUUAAACGAGGGAGAAAUGUGAAAGUGGGAAACGUAAAAACUAAAAUGUAAGUUUUCAGUAAUACGACUGCAAGUAAAAUUACUAAUGUCUAUUACCAAUGCCCACUCUUUGUUUUUAGUUAGAUCUCUCAUUGACUGAUCCCAACACUUCAUUAGUAAGAAUCUAAAUUACACACAAUCUAUGGUUUGUGAUGGAUGGAAUUUUGAGAAUUAAAAUGUGAUGUUACAUAUGCAACUCAACAGGACAUGUUUAUAUUACUAGACAUCAAGAAAUAUCUCCAAAUGAAAGACGCGAGAAACAAAAACAACUGAAACUGUGUCAAUGUAAUACAAAGUUAUUCUGAAUGGGCACUGUUUAGUUUCUUUUAUGGAAUAUGGAACUGUAAAUCUUUUAAAUUAAUAUUUUACUGACUUUGUUUCUUUCAUAUAAGUAUUUGCAAAUGCAUGCGCAAAUGGUUCUUAUCUGAAGGAGAUAAAAAACUGACCACCCUCUACUUCAUAAAAGGACAAAGAAAUUAAAUUUGAAAAAUGUGACUGUUAAAUUUAUAAGCUUUGUUCACAUUAUUGUUAUUUCCAAGGUGUGACGAUUGCAAUAGUUUGAUAAAUGAAAUGGAAUGACUGUAUGUUGAAUAAACAUUUUCAUCCUUGUUAAACAUUAGAAUAAUUAUACAAAGUCAAGUUGAUACCAUCAAUUCUUAUCACCAUAAAAUCAACUAUAGAUUUAAAGCAGGGGCCUUGUUUUAAAGACAUCUUUUAAGAAAAAUAAAUAGACUUUAUGAACUUUUUUUUUCUCUUCAGGGUAGCUUCAUGAUACUGAUAUAAAAAAAUUGAAGAAAUUGAGGUAGAAUCUAAAGUAAUUAAGUAUAGGUACAAUUCAGAGAUUAUGUAUAAGAUCAAAGUUCAUUAAUCAAAUUUAUGGUGUGCAAUGUAUUACAACAAAUUACUUUGAAGAAUUCAGGUCCAGUGGAGGAAGAAUGUUCAUGGUCAUAGAGUAUCAAGUACAUUAUCUGCACUUUGAAGAAUGGAUACUUCAGAGUAAAAUGGAAAGGUGACACUUUAUACUUGAAGUACUGCCAUUAAAAAGCCAACUUCAUGGAGACAUUACUGGUACAUGAUUGAAAAUCCCAAGUUAUAAAAGCCAGAUCUGAUUGUAUAUUAAGAAACCUGCAAAUAAAUGACAAUUUGGAAAUUCCCAA